GGGCCGCGUCCACCCGGCCUCAGGGGCCCGGAGGAGCCUCGGGAAAGGGCGGCCUCGUCGGGCCAUCGACGGGCAAGGACGGGCGGGGAUUAACGGCAACGGGGGCGGAGGAGGACAGGCGUCCAACGCCGCCUCAGGCCGCCCGUGAGGGGGCCAUGGCGGAGCGGGAAGACGCCCAUGGCGGCCGCCCCCUGCCCCUACCGCACCCGGGGGGACGGGGGCAGCCGAACCCGCACCCGCCCGGCUGCGUGGCCAGAAGGAUCCGGGAAGAGGUUUAUGAGUGUCAAGAUGUUACUGGGAGUGAGAUCCACCAUUUAGUUGGAGAGAAGGCACUUUCCGGACAAAAGUCUCUUUUUAAAAGAAAAGAAAGGAGCCAUCUUAUGGUCGAAAAAGAAAAGCACUUGAAAAACGAAGAAAAAGUUAAAAGUAAUCGGUCACGGUCACACUCUGAAAUUGAAGAACCACAAAAUAUGUCUUCAUCACUCCAGACAAUUACCAAAAACAGAUCCACGAAAGACCAAGUAAAGGGAAUGGGAGUAAAUGGGACCUUCUAUUGUGAUGUCUGCAAAUACACCACUUCUAGACUCUCAAGUCUCAGUCGCCACUUGAAAACUCAUUCUGAUGUAAAACCCCAUAUGUGCCAUCUCUGUUUGAAAGCCUUCCGCAGUGUUACUCUUUUGAGGAAUCAUGUGAAUACCCAUACAGGAACCAAACCUUAUAAAUGUGGAGACUGUGCUAUGGCAUUUGUGACGAGCGGUGAACUUGGGCGGCACAGACGUUACAAGCACACUCAUGAGAAACGUUUUCAGUGUACAAUAUGUAAAUAUGCCAGCGUUGAAGCAAGCAAGUUGAAGCGACACAUCCGUUCUCACACCGGAGAACGCCCUUUUCACUGUCAUGUCUGUAGCUAUGCUAGCAAAGAUCCCUACAAAUUGAAAAGACACAUGAGAACUCAUUCAGGGGAAAAACCAUACGAAUGCUCUUUGUGCCAAACCAAAUUCACCCAAAGAGGUUCUCUGAAAAUUCAUAUGCUGCAGAAGCACACUGAAAAUGCCCCGAAACACCAGUGUCCACAUUGUGGUACCGUGAUUGCAAGAAAAAGUGACCUACGUGUCCACUUGAGGAAUCUACAUUCUUACAAGACCACAGAGAUUAAAUGUCGUUACUGUUCUGCUGGCUUUCAUGAGCGUUACCUACUCUUACAGCACCAGAAAACCCACAAAGAUGAAAAAAGGUUUAAAUGUGAUGAUUGUAAUUAUGCCUGCAAACAGGAGCGUCACAUGAUAGUGCAUAAGCGUACGCAUACUGGGGAGAAACCGUUUUCCUGCCUUCAUUGCAAUAAAUGUUUCCGACAGAAGCAACUCUUAAGUGUUCACUUCAAGAAAUACCAUGAUGAAAAUUUUACUCCAAUAGUUUAUGAAUGCCCCAAAUGUGGAAAGGCCUUCUCACGCUUGACUAAUAUGAGCAAACACCUUGAGCAUUGCGGACCGGCGAAAUCCGAGACUGUUAUAUCUAGGAAAGGAAGAGAGACUAAAAAGAAAGGACAGAAGAACGACAAAUGCAAAAUUAAAAAAGAAGGUAAUACACAGACAGGUGGAGGUAGGUCUGAGGUGAAUUCAGAGCAUGGUACAAGUAAAACUGUUCCUGUUCUAAGUGGAGAAAUUGCAAGUGCUGUGGAGAAGGUGAAAAAAGAAAUGUCAUGUGAAAUGAUACUCAACAGGAUGGUUAAAUGAUACACAAGUUUUGUUUUCCAAUUUUGUACCUGCUUUGCUAAAGAAGGUUAGAUAUUUUCUUCCCUGUGGAAAUGUCAUAAAAUCUGAUGGUCUAAAACUCCCUAAAAUGUAUUAGAGGACAUGAAUGUGUAUGCCUGAUUAGGCAUCAUAUGAUGAUAAGAAAAGUGUUGCUUUAUUUACGUUUUAUGACUUGCGUUACUGAUUUGAAAACACAAACUUCAAGAAAUUCAUUCAGAUACCAGUUCAGUAGGUCCUAAUUGAUUAAAAAAGGUUAAAUCUGUUGAUAGAGUAGACUGUUGAUGUUUCCGAUAAAGCUAAACAGUUACAGUCUGGAACCUUAUUGAUGUUUAUAUUUUUAAAAUGUACAUAAUUCUUAUGAUAUAUGUCUCCUAUAAAUACAGAGGUUGCCCAAGAACUUGUCUCUCUUUUACAGUAAUAAUGUUUUUUAUUUAAUUUUAAAUGGAUCUAUGUAAUAGGGUAGAUUCUAAUAGGGCAGAGCGUAUAACAGAAGAAACAAGGAGGGUUUAAUUCUUUCAAUGAUGUAUUUUACAUCAGUUUUGGAGAUACUUCAUGAGAUUCAUUUUUCUAUUUGUUUUAGUCCACAGUAUUUGAACAUUCAUCAAGUUAUUUUAAUGCAGUUAUCUUUCUGAAAUCACCCAUAGUUUCAGCCUGAAAUAAUGUAUUGGUUAAUUCCUGUACUCUUCAGGUAUUUCAGUAAUAACGGGUGGUGGGACGAAGUAUUUUGAUAAACAAAAUUUGAAUAUUUGUGUCUUUUAAUGGUUUAUAUUGUGUGACUUUUUCUAUCUAAUUAAAGGUUUUUAUUUUG
Messenger RNA from Tachyglossus aculeatus (Australian echidna), 2559 nucleotides. It is a transcript of the gene CTCFL, whose product is annotated as CCCTC-binding factor like. The coding region runs from base 156 to 1733 and encodes 525 amino acids. Gene Ontology annotation, biological process: regulation of transcription by RNA polymerase II. Lineage: Eukaryota; Metazoa; Chordata; Mammalia; Monotremata; Tachyglossidae. The record is from RefSeq and is a predicted model, not a curated record. The transcript has 10 exons. Gene Ontology annotation, molecular function: RNA polymerase II cis-regulatory region sequence-specific DNA binding; DNA-binding transcription factor activity, RNA polymerase II-specific.